CCGCCUUCUGCUUCUUGGCGCUCUGCAGAUACGCAGAGAAUAAUAACGAGACGAGCCUUUCGUCCUCUCCUGAGAUCCUCCCAUGAGGAUUACAAAGGAGUAGUUCUUCCGAAACGACUGAUAGAAACCCUAGAUCCUCUUCUCGCAUUGACAGUAUGGGUGGAUCGCCCUAGACUUCACCACAACUUUGAAGAGCUGUGCCGUUUUGAUCGCCUAUUGAUUCUUGAGAAUAAUCGAUCCAUCGGUGGUGUGGAUGGCGAGCGGGCACGUGAUUAAGCGUGCCAAGUACAAGACUUCAGUGAAGGACCCAGGAACUGCUGGUGUUCUCAAAAUGGCUUGGGACAGACUUAUUUUCACGCCUAAUCAUCCCAACUCUGCAUCAAAGCUUGAUGUGGAGUUUAGAUUUAUUAAAGGUCAUAAAAACACGAAAGAGGGAUCAAAUAAACCGCCAUGGCUCAACCUCACCAAUGAUCAAGGUGGAAGUUACAUAUUUGAAUUUGAAAGUUACUCUGAUCUCCACAUUUGCAGAGAUUUUGUAGGAAAAGCCAUUGGGAGAUCUGGGGACACUCCAGCAGCUGCCUCUGGAAAGACUGAUGCCUCUUUUCCUGAAGAACAAAUCAGCACAGCUGAAUUGGAGCUCCGCAUCAAGCUUUUGAGAGAAAACAGUGAGUUGCAGAAACUUCACAAGCAACUUGUGAUUGGUGGGAUCCUGACGGAAGCGGAAUUCUGGGCGACAAGGAAGAAAUUGUUGGAUAGAGAGUCGAAUAGAAAAUCAAAACAACGCGUGGGCUUCAAAAGUGCCAUGAUUUCAGACAUUAAACCAGCAACAGAUGGCAGGACAAACAAAGUUACUUUUAGCUUGACACCAGAAGUGAUCCUUCAGAUUUUUGCUGAGAAGCCCGCAGUUCAUGCAGCAUUCUUGAGUUAUGUUCCAAGUAAGAUGACAGAGAAGGACUUCUGGACCAAGUACUUUAAAGCGGAGUACCUUCACAGCACAAAAAAUGCUGUUGCUGCUGCUGCGGAGGCUGCUGAAGAUGAAGAGCUUGCUAUUUUUCUCAGGAAUGAUGAUAUAUUGGCCAAGGAAGCAAGGCAGAAGAUCCGACGGGUUGAUCCUACUGUAAACAUUGAAGCUGACCAAGGAGAUGACUACACACACUUGCCUGAUCAUGGCAUUUUUCGUGAUGGUGGCAAAGAUAUUACUGAACUGCAACAUGAGCUUUACAGGAGGACUUUAGCUCACGACCUUAAUCGGCAUGCUGCAGUAGUGCUUGAAGGAAGAACAGUAGAGGUGGAAUUGGAAGACACAAGGACAGUUGCAGAGGCACUUGCUAAGUUUAAACGCGUUGAAUCGGCUAAUGAGGAUUCUGAUGGGAACGCUAACCAGGGGAGAUUGGAAAGGAUCUCUCGUAUCACAGAGAUUGAGGACCUUCAGGCACCUCACGGUCCACCACUUGCUCCUCUCUGCAUAAAAGAUCCCCGAGACUACUUUGAUUCCCAGCAAGUCAAUGCCAUUAAAGCCUCAGCAGUGGCAGAGGGAAAAAAGAGCAAUUUGAGCUCCAGAGAAGCAUACGGAUCUCUGAGGGACUCAAUAUCACAGACUAAACAAAUGGGACUUCACAAUCCUGUUGUAAAGACUAAAGAUGCUCUUCAGGUUUUCAAUGCGCUGUCCCAUGAUAUAUCAAGAACCAAGUAUGAUGUUGGAAAGAAUCCUCAGGAUAGUGUUCUGGACAAGUUGCCAAGCACAACCAAAGAGCAGCUUCUUCAUCAUUGGACGUCCAUACAAGAAUUACUGAGGCACUUCUGGUCGUCAUAUCCAAUUACGAGUUCUUACCUUUAUGCGAAGGUAAACAGACUGAAGGAUGCCAUGUCACAAAUUUACCCACAGCUUGAAGAGAUCAAGAAAUCUGUGCCAGCCAACCAUAAGCAGCAUGUUUCCGUUCUUGUUCGCCAAAUGCAUCAGGCCUUAGAUGCUGCUUUUCAGCAUUAUGAUGCAGACUUGCAGAAGCGAUCUGCAAAGAGCAGCGAGAGACCAAAUGGAUUUGCCUAGAUUAAUUUAUGCUCACUGUGCAAGUUUAUUUGCGGAGACUAGUGGCAGUCCAUGGAAGAAGUGGGGGGAUAGGAAAAUGGCCCAUUUUGACGAUGCUACAAGAUCCAUGGCCACACUAUCCGUGCUCAGGGCACUACUUUUGCCGAAUUGCCAUUGAAUGAAUAGACCCCAUCACGGAUCAAUUUUGGUGAGUGCCUAUAUUUAUUGUAGGAAAAAAAACUCGUUUGGGGAUUGAGGCCAUUGACUUGAUGUACUGUGUUAUGAGUUCCACAAAUGUGAGGGAACCAUCAAUGAGAUUUGAGGAGAUGCACACAACUAAUUUUCCCCCUCUUUUAAGUUGAUAUGCUCUUAUAGUGCAUGGGUUACUGUUAUCCUGGUCUUCUGCAGAGCAAAGAAUCACUUCCGGAAGGAAACCCAUCCGGUUUCUUGUUGUUGCCUUGAA
Molecule: messenger RNA, 2489 nt
Organism: Rhodamnia argentea
Lineage: Eukaryota; Viridiplantae; Streptophyta; Magnoliopsida; Myrtales; Myrtaceae
Product: general transcription and DNA repair factor IIH subunit TFB1-1-like
Exons: 21
Coding region: 254-2047 (597 amino acids)
Biological process (GO): transcription by RNA polymerase I; nucleotide-excision repair; transcription by RNA polymerase II
Cellular component (GO): transcription factor TFIIH holo complex; transcription factor TFIIH core complex
Source: RefSeq, a predicted model, not a curated record